This is a messenger RNA of Fopius arisanus, 4791 nucleotides long. RefSeq lists its product as uncharacterized. Bases 160 to 2340 code for a protein of 726 amino acids. Lineage: Eukaryota; Metazoa; Arthropoda; Insecta; Hymenoptera; Braconidae. The transcript has 8 exons. The record is from RefSeq and is a predicted model, not a curated record.
GAGUGCUGUUUCCCUCCUCUUCGGCGUGUUGUUCCUCGUGAAAAUAAAUAUAAAUAGACAUUGUCUCCGCUUUUUUUUGCGGAUAUAUAUAUUAUUUUUUUUUAGUUGGGGGUGAGUCGCUGGCUGGAGUGAUGUGUCGUUGUCUGCUGGGGCGAGAUUAUGGAUAGACUGAAUAAUUUGACCCACGGCACAAAUGCAACAUCAAAUUCAGGUCAGAACUGUGUCAACUCCAGUGGUCCAGUGGAUAAAUUGCUGUUAGCACCAUCCCUGUCGUCAGUUAAUGAAGACCUGAGAUGGAUAUUUCCUCUCCACACGUACGGCUUCGCCUGCCUCUUCUUCGUCCUCAGCUUCUACACCCUCUUCUCGAUUCUGAACCUGAGAUCUCUCAUCUCCAGUCGACCAUUUAUGUCGACCAUCAACAUCUUUCUGUGUUUGCUCGGUGCCUCAAGGUCUGGCUGCCUCUUCAUAGAUCCUUACAAUCUCCAAGAGACAAUGCCGAAGAUAAUAGGCUCAAUACUGUGGGACAUCGGUUUUCCUUGUGUGACCUCGGCUUUCUGCCUCAUCCAACUUGCCUUCCUCCAGCUGACCCAGCUUAAAUUCGGGCCAGAGAAAAUCCAGAAGGAGUCUUGUCUGAGUCUCAUCAUAACUUGUCAUUUUUCCUGCGUCAUAGCCAGUGAUAUUGCCCUGGCAUUUCACAACCACUUCGUAACAAAGUACAUCGUUCAAACAAUAUUCCUCACCUGGAGUAUACUCCUGUACCUGACAUUCCUCCAUGCUGGCUACAAGAUCAUGCACCUCCUGAAAGCAUUGCCGAAUAAUUUACUGACUCGUGACAAUUCACUGGCUAAUCAGAAAGGAAUUAUGCAGUUGGCGAUGCUCGCACCUUACAAUAAUUUAGCUACUUCAGUUGCUGCGGCCUUGGUGCCAACUUUGCUCAAUCCUAAAUACAAGAAUGAUGACAAUGAUCCCGUUAAUCCUGAAGAAAGUCAAAAAGGCAUGCCAUCAGUUCUGGAGGAGUGGCGAGAAUCUCCGGAGGAGGUGCCCCGGAAAUCCGAGGUACCAGCGACGUCGACGGUGCCGGAGGUGUACGUCAGACCGCCGACACCAACUCCAGCAGCUGUCAAUCUACCGAUAAUAAUGGUAUCGAGUCCAAGCAGACGAAGUUCAAUCGCCAGCAGUCGCAGGGGCAGUGAUGCCUCGAAGGGUUCCCGAAGAGGUUCCGAUUGCAGCGUGAGAUUUGCUAAUGAUAACGUAUCCCAGGGGGAGGGAAGCAGCAGACCAAUAACACCAGAGGGAAUCCACAGACGUCACUCGGACAUGCCAACGCCGACUGGAAGUAACAAGGAUCUCCGGAGGUGCUCGGACGUCACCCACGAGAAGAACAGAAGCUCUCAGUUCGCUACCAAACUGAGGAGGAACUCUGAUUUUGGGAAUAGAACUCCCAAGAGGAUGAUCUCCACCGAGGGACCUAGACUGCCGAAGGUUCUGGAUGUCAGUCCUGUUGGAUCCCGAAGAAAUUCUGAUAUCAGUGGUCUAGCUGCUGUGAAGACACCGGAAUCCCGGAGGAAUUCCGACGUGUCGUACCGCCGUAAUUCCGAGUUCUCUGGCAUAACUCCACUAGUGAUAAAUCGUCGGUGCAGUGACGUGAGCAUCAGAACCCUCGACAAGAGUCCCACCCACUUCCAAACGACAAUCCCAAAAAUGGAGAUCACCGAGAAAUCAGAGUCUGACUCUGAUCAUCCGGAUUGCAACGAGAAAGCUGCACUAAUGGCGAUUGAUGGGGCUGAGGACAAGCCUGAGGAGGGAAAGCACAGGAAGAAGAGCUUAUCCUGGAAGAAUGUCGAGGUGCUCAAGGGUGAGGAAGAUAUCACCGCUGCCAGCACUCUUCUCCCUGAGGGGGAGAGAGUAGCUAGUGAUUUUACACUACAUGCCAUCCUCAAUCACAUUGCUUAUGUCAAUCGUGCUAAAUCUGAUGUACCACUUCAUAUACCGGAAGCCAGCACCGCAGCUGCCAGGAAGUCCCAGAUUAAAAGAGUUCUUAAUGUCACUUAUGCUACGGCUGUACUGGGGAUUAUUCUGUGCUGCGCUGAUAUCGGAAGGAUCUUCGGUCCUUAUGGUCUUCUCGGUGAAAUUUCGAGGUACGGAAAAUCGUCUGGUCCAGUGGAAUACCUCAAACCGUGGCCCUGGCUCGUUUACCAAACAAUUUGUCGUGCACUGGAACUGAUGAUGGGCUGUGCAAUGGCGAGUUUAACGAAACAGCCAUCAGUGAGCCCUAGACACCAGUACUUCAAUAAUUACCGCAGCUACAGCGCUGGUUUGAAGCCCCAGCCCUUCAUCUAAAUCACCGAGGCAAUAUUUCUCCCAGGGAAAUCGACUGAACCCACCUCACGACAAAUUCAAUCAAUUAUACCAGGUUCUCAUUGAUUUCCACGUUGAGUUAUGCCUCGAAUUCUGUAGGGAAGUGACUAAACUAAUUACACUGCUAUUUGCUAGGGCCGAAGAGAAGAUGAAAAUUUUGUACGAUUUAUGUCUCUAUUCUUGAAAAAUUGUUCACGUUGUAAUAAUUCAUUGAAAAAUCAUUGUGGAUCUAGUAUGGAUUUUUAAUUGUUGGAGUAUCGUGUUAGUCAUCUUCGAGGAAAUUAUUUAAAUUAUUUAAAUAAUUUACCUGGCAUUUCCCUUCUGUGCAUAUUGAAAGAUAAAUCUUAUUGAAGAUAAAUUUUAUUGAAAUGUUAAUAAUCUCAUCUGGUAUGAUAGAUUGUUAAUUAAUCUGGAUAAAAUACUUCGAUACUCGGCGCUUCACUACAGAAUAGAAGAGGCACGUGAUUUUUAUGGUAAAUAUCUAUCGACGAUCGCAAUAACAAUCUUUAAACUUGGGAACAUCAAUCGCUGUGAGAAUUAACGUUUCUAAUAACGAUGUGUGAACGUUGAGAGAGAGAAUUCAUCUGAAAUUCUGUGGAAUCGAUAUUUUCGAAAUUCUAAAGACAUGAAUUGUGUUCAGGUGUAGGAAAAAGUUGAGACAAACUCAACUGCAAUUAUAUCAUUAAUGGAGAUAACUCAUGCAGUGACUUCAAUGAUUCCGAAUCACGUGUAUUUUAUUUUGUUGAAAUUUCAGGGAUGAGAGUUUAAACAAUUACCAUUGUUGUGUAACAAAUUCUGGUAGGUCAGUAAAUCUACUCUUUCCUGAGAAAUUAAAAAAAAAAUAUACACGUAAUUUUUGAGUUUCGGAAACGCGAAGCAAUCGAAUUUUUUUCAAUCAUCAAUACCUCAGAAUGUACUGAAUAGAAUUUGAAAUAUUUUGGAUCGUUUUGAAGUGCCUUAAUCGCGCUGAAAAAUGAAAUGCAUUGCAUUAAAUUCUUAUGGUUAUUUCGGGAGAUAUUGAAGAUGUGUAAAAAUUUUGCCGCUCCACCGAUUCACUGGAUAAGUACAUCACACAUGCGCGUCGAACUGAAAAAAUAUCUAUUUUAAUCGAAAUCCAUAUUUUUCGAUUUUGGUUUAUUUUUCUACUCCCCAUCAACAAAUCGAGUUAAUUUUCUUUCAUUCAUAAGGAAAGGGUCAUUACUAGACUGUAAAUACAGCAUAUUACUGGACUCUAAUAUUUUGUAUUAGAGAUUUUGAAUUCAUGUAAGGAUACGUGUCUUAAUCGUGCCCCCAGGUAGAUAAGAAACGAUUUGCACGGCAAAUCUAUCCUUUCCAAGUGCCCUACUCUUCAAUGUUCAAAGUAAUAUAUAAAAAAUGAGGAAAAAAAGAAUAAAAAAACAUUUUAAUACUCGAGAUUAAUAGUUAAAUCGUUUUCAAUUGAGGUAUAGAAUUUAAUCAAAUGAGAAUGUGUCGCAAUGUUGUGAUUCUACAUGUGAUAAGCAUCUCGAUGUCUAGAUUAGGUGAAUCCUACGGGUCUUUUCAUGAAAUUUAUGAAUGCGUGACUUCGACGAUGGAAAUACAAUGUUGAAGUGACAAAAACCCAUUUUAUCACUUUUCCACUGAAUUGUUCUGAAGUUGAAUCACGAGUACAAAAUGCGAUAAAUCCUGAAUGCGUUGGUAUGCCAUGAAAAAUGCAAACUCAAACCAAAACUAGGAUAAAUUACUCAUAUAGAUUUCAAAAUCAUAUGAUAAAUGUUUGAUGUGCCAAAAACAUAGAAAAUCACUAAAAAAAAAAAAUAUUCGUGUUACCUAUUUUAAAUGUUUACGAGAAUUAAAGACAAAAAUGAAAAUCUAAAGAAAUUAAUCAAUUAAUUAUCGUAAAAGUGAGAGUAUACUAGUUCCAGGGAGCUUCUGACACUGAGAUACCGUUAUUUAUAUACAAAAAAAGAUUGCACAAUAAUGUUAAAGAAUCCUAGAGAAGGAUUGCACAAUAAUCGAGGAAAUCUAGGAAGAAAAUACCAGAAUUCAGUGCUCAAUUCGCCGAAUAUGAAAUUAUCGAGAUAUAAUUGCGUAAUUAACGAGGACGAGUACUGAAUUAUUUCGAAAUAAUGGAAAUAAUAGUAAUAACUUCGGAAUUAACUGUCAUUGGACGUAUCAAUUUUUUAUAUUAUUUAUUUGUAGAAUCGUCUGUAGGCGAGACUAUUAGAAGAAAUUGAGACAGCCAUAAAGGAAAAAUUAAUAGAACCGAAAAAUACCGGUGAGAAGUAAUUUUUCAUUUAUCAUUAAUUAAAUGUUAUGUAAAUAGUCUGAUAUCAAAUUAUGGAUCAAUAUACUCAUGUUUCUAGUUUUCCCGAGCUUUGGGAACUCAAUAAAGCUGUGAAAAUUAAGGGACAGAUGAUUCAUUCGCAAGAUAAUAAUUUGAUGAUUUGUUUU